UUUAAUAAUAUUUUUAUUUAUUUAUUUGAUCUAAAAUUUUAUAAAUAUCAUUUAUAUUCAUAAUUUUGAUGAAAAUUACACUAUAUUAAGUUUAUAUAUUAUAUUUGUGUGUUUUAUACAAUCUUAAACAUGAAAAUGUAUUAAUGUUAUACACAAUUAAAGAUUAACAUGUUUUAUAACAUAGUAAACAAUCUAAAAAUUCUGCUCCGCAUAAUUUCCGAUUAAUCUCCGAUUUUUUCUUUAGGCGUUAGGCCCAAUCCGACCGUCCGACUAGCGCCUAGCGUGUUCCCGAACAGGGGGUUUAGCCCUAUACUGGUGUCUGACACAUAGGCUGCUAGAGCCAGAAGCUAUGAAAGUAAGAACGUAGGGGUCUUUCGGUAUUAUAAAAAUUUGCAUAGUACUUUAUACAGUGAAAGGUUAUUUGGCUAAUUAUAGUGAUUUUAUGUGAAAGGGUACUUUUCACAAUAGCAAUUUAUUACGACUAGAGUAUAAUAAAAUGUGCAUCACAUGGCCCUUUUUCUACCGUUGAUACCAGUCGUGGAAUUUGGGGUUUUUGAAAUCUGCACUGCACCCUAAUACCUUCCUCGUUAAGGCAAUUAAUACAUUUUUAAAUUAAAUACCAUAAUCAAUUGAGUUCUAUCUUAUCCAUCUUUCAGUAAUAAGAGUGAAAAUUCUGUAAGUCGUAACCUUUCUUCUUCCCCCUCUACUGCCAUGGAUUUCUCAACGCCUCCUAUUUUGAGACAGGCUUCAGAUUCUUCAGACAAGAUUACAUCUGCCGAUCCAUACCCUAUGGACCCAUUGUUGGAUCUUGAAUCCGGCACAAACCAUGAGUUGAGCAAACCUGUUCCAGGCGUGUGGCGGGUUCCUACUACCGACCUUUGCUGUAUCUACCGAGUCCCAAACUGUCUGCGUCGAGUUAGCCCCGAAGCAUACACGCCUCAAUCAGUCCUCAUCGGACCUCUUCACUAUUCUUUGAAACUCCAGGCUCUCAAGUCUCGUGGAGAUAUCACAAACGCAAGGUUAAUGGACUACUUAAACAUGGAAGAGCACAAGAAGUUUUACCUAGCGGAAUUCGCUAAAAGGCCUGAAGGGAAAAAUAUCAUUGAUGGAUUCAAGAGAGUGAUCAAAGAAGAUGAAGCUGUGAUUAGGGCAAGCUAUCUGGAAUCAACGGCUUGGAUUAAAUCCCCAAAGUUCGUGGAGAUGAUCCUACAUGACUCUGUUUUUAUACUAGAGUUCAUGUUGAGGCGUUCUGUGGAAGCAGCAACAGAGAAAACUGGGGAUCCUCUCAUUGACGAACCAUGUCUUGCACAAGAAAUCAAUAGAGAUUUAAUCUUGCUCGAGAACCAGAUUCCAUUCUUCAUCCUUGAAAAACUCUUUGAUCCAACAGUUUCAAAACUCCGCAAAAAGACAUUCCACCAAUUAACCAUCAAACAUUUUGAAUUCCAAGACGAGAAGGGAAGAGACGCAAAGUUCAGACAUUUCACUGAUUUGCUCAGGCGUGUCCGCGUGGAGACUGUUCCAGAUCAUGCUUUUGAGAGAUGUUACGAGUCCAUGUAUCAAAUGUAUAAUGCGGAUAAACUAGAUGGUGGGGGAAUUAAAUUUGAGGCCGUGGAAAACCCUUUGUCGGUUUUGGUUACAUUCGAAAAGGGUGUUUUAAAGAUACCCAAGUUCUUCGCUGAUGACGAUGCGGAGAUAACGAUUAGAAACAUAAUGGCGCUUGAACAAUGUCAUUACCCGUUCAACUCUCACGUUUCUGACUACAUCAUGUUCUUGGAUUUCCUCAUCGACACUAAGAAAGACGUGAGCUUGCUUGUCGAGAAAGGGAUAAUAACGGACUGGCUUGGGAACCAUGGUUCCGUGGCCAAGAUGGUGAACAAGCUUUGUUUGGGAGUCUUGGACAAUGGCUCUUUCUAUACUGAUAUCGCAACAAAAGUCAUCAAGCACUACGGGAAUUCAUGCAAUAAGUCACGCUCCAUCCUCAGGCGUGUGUAUUUCAGCAACCUGUGGAGAGGGACAGCCACCCUAGUCGCUGCGUUUCUAUUGCUGCUGAGUCUUAUCCAGGCCGUGACUUCUAUCAUAGAUGUUAUCAAGGAGUGAAAUACUUUUCUCCCUUAAACGUGCUGCACAUUGUCGAAUACUUCGUGUCUGUUUUAAUUUAUAUCUUAUCGUCGUUCAAAUUAUUUAAUUAGCUAGUAGAAACUAGCAACAUCAGCUGUGCUUUCUCGAGAAUAUAUGUGUCACCAAUCAAUCUUUUAUGAUAUUCAAUAAUAUUGUGAUGUUGUACA
Molecule: messenger RNA, 2285 nt
Organism: Brassica napus (rape)
Lineage: Eukaryota; Viridiplantae; Streptophyta; Magnoliopsida; Brassicales; Brassicaceae
Product: UPF0481 protein At3g47200-like
Exons: 2
Coding region: 712-2097 (461 amino acids)
Source: RefSeq, a predicted model, not a curated record